Messenger RNA from Onychomys torridus (southern grasshopper mouse), 2225 nucleotides. RefSeq names its product small integral membrane protein 10-like protein 2A. The transcript is spliced from 2 exons. The record is from RefSeq and is a predicted model, not a curated record. Lineage: Eukaryota; Metazoa; Chordata; Mammalia; Rodentia; Cricetidae. The coding region runs from base 37 to 273 and encodes 78 amino acids.
ACGUUGGGCUGGCUUUGCUGCAGGUGAGCCAGGCCGAUGGCGGUGACUACAGCCCUGUCUGCUGCAGCGGCGGCUGCGGCCCUAUCAGGCCUGGCAAUGCGACUGUCGCGUUGGGCGGCGACACGCGGCUCCUACAGCGCCUUCUGCAAAGGGCUCACACGCACGCUGCUCACCUUCUUCGACCUGGCCUGGCGGCUGCGCGUGAACUUCCCUUACUUCUACAUGGCGGCCUCGGUGAUGCUCAAUGUCCGCCUGCAGGUGAGGAUCGAGUGAGCCAUCGCCCGACACCACGGCGGCCCCUCCGGCGGAGAGCACCAUCCGCGCCACCCGCGCCAGGCGGCCGCGGGAAGGACCGUGGGGCCGCGCAGUGCCCAGAGACUGCUGCGGGGGGCGCAGGCGGGACGGCCAGCCGGGCCCCUCCAUUUUAGGCCUCCGCGGAGGAUCCAAGGUCUUGCUCUUCUAGGUGAUGGCUCACCACUUCUGAGAUCAUUUCAAGAUGGAUCCCUACCUAGAGAUGCCUGCUGCUGUUCCUGUAGCAGCCCGAGGAGCAGCUGAGUGAAGAGCCUACCUAGAAGAGGAAAGGCCUUUCUGGUAGAGGCCUAGAGGUGUGGCAUGGCUCGGGUCUUCUGGCCCUUCCAUAGAAAAGAUGCCAGUGUACCUUGGGCACUGAUACCUCCUAGCAACACUGUGAGGGAGAUGUCUUCUCCCACCUCAUGAACUCAGUGGGGCUCAAUGAAAGGCGUGGGUUUUGUCCUUGUUACACACAGAAUAGUGGGGAGCUCAGCCUUCCCUGGACCUGCAUUUCCCCACCCCCUCUGCAGUCUUUGUGACCUGGCAGGACAUUGGGGUUGGGAGGAAGUGGAGAGCUGCCAGGGGACCUAGGGAGAAAGAGAGACCAUGGGGUAGGGAAGCUGGGCAUCUGCCUUUCCUUGGAGUGAUAUGGAAAGUCAUGUUGAAGACGGGAAUAGCUGUGGUGGGGGACAGAGAAAGGAGUUUCAGUCCCCUGGUAAGCCAUCUACUCUCAACAGAGCCAAACAUCCCACCUCAGCAGAGUCUGAGCAUGAGUUCCUGAGCAAGUCUGUGGUGCAGACCUCUCAGGUUGGUGAUAGAGUGGUGGUGAUGAUGGCUUUGUGGUUUGUAAGGUCAGGGUACAAGCAGGAGAGUGAAGAGGUUGAGAACCUUGGUCCACAUCUCUGUGUUCUGAACCUUAGGGGCCUAGCCCUGGAAUCACAUGGAGAAGUAUCAUAUAGAUAGAUGGCUUUAGGACAGUCCAGGGGGUUCUGGGUGGGGUGUCGAAAUGGCCAGGAAUGACUGAAGGGACACCCAUCUGCUAUUUCCCUCAGCUCUUCUGGCACGGAUAGCUCAAGGCCCAUGUAUCCAAUUCUGGGGAUGGAAACCUUAAUAACACUAGGCAGCCCCAGGGACGGAGUGGCCUGGGUGCCCAUUAAGAGUCAGGGACCCAGAUGAAGAUCUCCAGUUCUCUCACUUUAGGUGCACAGACUGAAAAGGUGGCUACUUCGUGUCCCCCUGCUGUUUCCCACAGCCCAGGAUGGAUACCUUUCUUCUGCCAAAUUUCAUUGAGUGGUCUAUGUAUGUAUAAUUACAUGUGUGUUAACAUGUUUAUGUUUGGGGAUUGCAUGAUUGAGGAGGAGUUUCACAGGUGUCCUGUUCUUCCUGUAGAAGAAGGACCUGGACUUAACUUGGAGAAAUGGGUCCGAGGCCCCGCCUUCUUAGACCUCCCAGUCCAGAGAAGCCCCUCCCUGCUCAUGCUCAGGCAUGGACUAUGGUGUGAGGUCAGAGGCACUGGCAUUGGACUGGAUUCUGGGCCCAGUGGUGUCAGUCAGAACACGGGGAUAGAAGGAGGACUCAGCUUUGUGUUGGUGUCCCAUUCUGGCCCUGAGUAGUCUGAGCUUCUGCGUUCCCCGCCCCCUGGGCUACCUUUGUUCCUCCAUGGUGCCCUUGCUGCGUGAUGGGGUGGUGAUGCACUUGAUUUCCUUGCAGUCUGCAUUGCAGGCAGCGGAGCUUCAAUCAGUUUGGAGACUUGACCUGGAUGAGCGUGCAUUUCCAUGUGUCAUGAACUCUGCACUGCCAGUGUUGUCUGGUCAGAGAUGCAGUCCCUGAUGUUGUCUCUUGUUGUUGUCCCCCAAAGUUAAAAGAAAAUCCUCGAGUUCAGUACACCAAAUACUGCCUGGACGCCUCCUGUUUUUCUUGGGUGCCAUACCGUA